Messenger RNA from Tripterygium wilfordii, 3084 nucleotides. RefSeq names its product leucine-rich repeat extensin-like protein 3. NCBI's taxonomy places the organism in Eukaryota, Viridiplantae, Streptophyta, Magnoliopsida, Celastrales, Celastraceae. The transcript has a single exon. The record is from RefSeq and is a predicted model, not a curated record. Bases 197 to 2539 code for a protein of 780 amino acids. Gene Ontology annotation, molecular function: protein binding.
AUUUUUCUCUCACACGUCUACAAACUUGAAAGUUGAAACCCCAAAACCCAUACUUCUCUCCUUCUCUCAUCUUCCUCUACAUUGGCCAUCUCUCAGAUCUCUGCAGAGUGCAGACCCAUUUGUGAAGAAAAGAGAGAGCUUGAAGAAAUUAAAACACACGAAAGAGGCAUUUGGGAAGUCAGAUGUCUCAUGUGAGAUGAAGAAGAACCACUUCUACUCACCCCCUACUCUUGCACUCCUCAUUGUCUUCUUUGUUGGGUUGGUCUGUGUUUGCUCUGUUGAGCAACACAUCUCUAUUACUAGCCAUGGAGGUCUCACUGAUGCCGAGGCACACUAUAUCAGGCACCGACAGUUGCUGUACUACAGGGAUGAAUUCGGUGACCGAGGAGAGAGAGUCACUGUAGACCCAUCUCUGGUUUUUGAGAAUGAUAGAAUUAAGAAUGCUUACUAUGCUUUACAAGCUUGGAAGCAAGCCAUUCUCUCCGAUCCAUUGAAUCUCACUGCGAAUUGGGUUGGGGUUAAUGUCUGCAACUACACCGGCGUUUUCUGUGCUUCUGCACUUGACAACCCGAAGAUCCGAACGGUCGCCGGCAUUGAUCUUAACCAUGGUGAUAUUGCAGGGUACUUGCCGGAGGAGCUUGGGUUACUCGUCGAUCUCGCAUUGUUCCACAUCAAUUCCAACAGGUUCUGCGGUACUGUGCCGCAGAAGUUCAAGAAGUUGAAGCUCCUGUUCGAGCUAGAUCUUAGCAACAACAGAUUCGCUGGGAAGUUCCCUAAAGUGGUUCUUUCCCUGCCCACGCUGAAAUUCUUAGAUCUGAGAUUCAACGAAUUUGAAGGUACUGUCCCGCCAGAGCUUUUCGAUAAGGAUUUGGAUGCUAUCUUCAUCAACCACAACCGCUUUGUGUUCGAUCUGCCGAGCAAUUUUGGUAACUCUCCGGUUUCGGUGAUUGUGCUGGCGAACAACAAGUUCCAUGGCUGUGUACCUUCAAGUCUUGGGAACAUGUCGAAUCUGAAUGAGAUAAUUAUGAUGAAUAAUGGGUUCAGAUCGUGUUUGCCUCCUGAGAUAGGUAUGCUCAAGAACUUGACUGUGUUUGAUGUAAGCUUUAAUGAGUUAAUGGGUCCGUUACCGAACACUAUUGGUGGUAUGGUUAGUCUUGAACAGCUAAAUGUGGCUCACAAUAUGCUAUCCGGGAGUAUUCCGGCAAGUAUUUGUCAGCUGCCUAAUCUGCAGAACUUCACCUAUAGUUAUAAUUUCUUCACCGGAGAGCCGCCAGUGUGCUUGAGCUUGCCGGACUUCGAUGAUAAGAGGAAUUGUCUGCCGGCGAGGCCGAAGCAGAGGUCGGCUGGGCAAUGCCGGGCGUUUUUGUCCAAGCGUGUGGAUUGCAGCUCCUUUAGAUGUGCGCCUUUUGUGCCUUCUUUGCCUCCACCACCACCCCCAUCACCGCCAAUUCCGGUGCCCACGCCUCCUGUUGUGGUGCCGUCUCCUCCCCUGCCAGUAUCAUCGCCUCCCCCACCUGUUAUCACUCCCAAAUCUCCACCUCCCCCUCCUCCAGUUCUUUUACCGCCUCCACCACCACCAGUUUCCUCACCCCCACCACCACCGGCCCCUGUUAAUUCACCGCCUCCUCCCUCUCCUCCACCCCCGCCUCCUGUUUACUCUUCUCCCCCACCACCACCUCCUCCUCCCCCUCCUCCGCCAGUUUACUCUCCACCUCCACCUCCUCCAUCGCCACCCCCACCAAUCUACUCUCCACCACCCCCACCAGUUUACUCUCCACCUCCCCCAUCGCCCCCACCUCCAUCCCCACCACCGCCAUCGCCUCCAUCACCUGUUGUGUCUCCCCCACCACCAUCACCCUCACCACCUAUCCCAUAUUGUGUACAUUCCCCACCGCCGCCCCCUCCAAAUUCACCACCACCUCCAACUCCAGUUUUCUCUCCACCGCCGCCAAUUCCUUACCAUUACAGCUCACCACCACCCCCUUCACCACCUCCACCGCCACAUUCUCCACCACCUCCUCCACAUUCUCCUCCACCUCCUAUUUAUCCCUAUCUAUCACCCCCACCACCACCUCCUCCAGUCCAUUCUCCACCUCCACCAUCCUCGCCUCCAUGUAUAGAACCCCCUCCUCCACCUCCUCCACCAUGUAUAGAGUAUUCACCACCUCCUCCACCAUCACCACAACCAACUCCUUAUAAGCCCCCACCAUCACCCUCACCUCCACCACCACCAGUAACAUACUCGUCACCACCUCCACCACCACUUCACUACCAUUCCCCUCCUCCACCAUCACCAUCACCCCCACCAGUGGUUCAUUAUCAGUCCCCACCUCCUCCUGUUCACUACCAAUCCCCACCCCCUCCAUCGCCAUCUACACCACCACCCCCAGUUCCAUGUGAAAAUCCACCACCUGCUCCCUCACCACCAUCGCCAAUUGUUUAUGGUAGCCCACCGCCUCCAGCCCCAGUGUACGAAGGUCCAUUGCCACCCAUUCCUGUGAUUUCAUAUGCUUCGCCUCCACCGCCACCCUUCUAUUGAUUCUUUUGAGAAUUUUCUUCCUCGAACCUCAACACAAAAUUUUACAUUUUGAAUCAGCGAUUAGUGUUCUUAUCUCUUACUUCAUUGGGCAAUUCUCAUCGCUCGUGGAGGAAGAGUUGGAAAAUCGGGACAGAAGGUCUGCAUUUGUAGAAUUCACCACGGGCAUUGUUCUCUCAGUGGGAUUUCUUUUAAAUUUGAUUGUUGUUAAUGAGACUGGCACAAGAAGUGGAAGACAGAGAUGGUGAGGUAAGAGGAGAAAGUCCCUCCAUAUUUAUUUGAAUUGCUAUGAAUAUUUGAGUCGUGAAAUAAAAAUGGCGGAGAAAGAGUUGUAGGUUGCAGUGAAAGUGUAUGUAUAGAGACCAUAAUUCAGGGCUUACAAAAUGCAGCUGUUGCUGCUGCUUUCGUUGGGUUUUACUGUUAUUAAUUAUCUCUUCUUUUAUAUCAUACUUUUGUUUAUUUUUUUUUUGCUUUCCAAUUUUAUAGUAUAAUCAUGAACAUUUCACUUGUAUUGAUUUUUAUGAAUUCAUGUUGAUUGGUUCUCUGCA